Messenger RNA from Hibiscus syriacus, 1136 nucleotides. Its product is annotated as gamma-secretase subunit APH1-like. Gene Ontology annotation, molecular function: protein-macromolecule adaptor activity. Lineage: Eukaryota; Viridiplantae; Streptophyta; Magnoliopsida; Malvales; Malvaceae. The coding region runs from base 59 to 805 and encodes 248 amino acids. The transcript is spliced from 6 exons. Gene Ontology annotation, biological process: protein processing; positive regulation of catalytic activity. The record is from RefSeq and is a predicted model, not a curated record. Gene Ontology annotation, cellular component: membrane; gamma-secretase complex; endoplasmic reticulum.
CCAAUUCCAAUUCAAGUAAAAGCAACGAGAGACAGGAAGCGAGAAUCGGAGAAGAAUAAUGACGGUGGCGGCAGGGAUCGGGUAUGCUUUGGUGGCGUUAGGACCGUCUCUCUCCCUUUUCAUCUCCGUUAUCUCCAAAAAGCCCUUCUUGAUCCUCACUCUCCUCUCCAGUACGCUGGUUUGGCUUAUAAGUUUGAUAAUAUUAUCUGGAAUUUGGAGAGCUUUCCUUCCUUUGAAUUCAACAUCAUGGUGGCCUUUUGCAAUUCUUAUAUUCAGCUCCGUUGCUUUUCAAGAAGGUCUUCGCCUUCUUUUCUGGAAAGUUUAUAAGAGGUUAGAAGACAUACUGGAUGCUUUUGCAGAUAGGGUCUCGAAGCCACGCUUGUAUCUGACUGAUAAGAUGCAAAUUGCUCUUGCUGGCGGGUUAGGUCAUGGUGUAGCACAUGCAGUAUUCUUUUGUCUUAGCCUCUUAACACCAGCAUUUGGCCCAGCAACCUAUUUUGUCGAUCGGUGUUCGCAGAUACCCUUUUUCCUUGUUUCUGCAAUUAUUGCUCUUGCAUUUGUAACGGUCCAUACUUUCUCAAUGGUUAUCGCAUUUAAUGGCUACGCUGAAGGGAAUAAAUUGGACCAGUAUUUUGUUCCCUCUGUUCAUCUUGCUGCUGGAAUGAUGACUUUGAUAAAUUUUGCUUAUGAUGGCUGUGUUAUCGGGAUUCCUCUUCUCUUCUUAAUGGCAAUCCUGACCUUGAUGCACUGCGGGAGGAUGGUUUGGCGGAGAUUAGCUGACAACCAAAGGCAGGGUAUUUCAUAAAAUUUCGAAACUUUUGCAGUUUCACCCUUCGUUUAGUUGGCAUCUGCACAGUUCUUCUCAUGCAAGUAGUAGAACAUCUGAGCCAUGUAUUGUCUCCUUUUUCAAUGAAUGAAUGUUCGCAACAACUAAGACCAUUCUUUUGAACCUGUCUAGCGGAUUAUUAUAUGCGUACUAUUUAUGGCUCGUGAUGCCUAACGGACUUGUAUAGUGCGUCGUGUUGCACCGGUCUGUAUUUCGUGUUAUUUCAUGCUGCAAAACAAGAUUGACAAGUUCCUGCACCAUAGAGGCACAUCUACUUAGUUUGCCUACUUCAACGGAUGUUUAUAUUUGC